GAUUCCUGCUGCUAGGAGGCCUCUUCCUCAGCCCCAUUACAGCAACGUGAACAUGGGUAUGAUGCUUCCCCCACGAGACUCGCCCGCCGAGCAAGUUCGCACUUUGAUGGCCCGUAAGGAGAACAUAGAAGCAGAGCUCGACGCGCAGCUGUCCAUUCUGCAAGCUAAUUCCUCCACCAUGAGCUCGCCCCUCGUUGACCCAGAAGGGUUUCCUCGCGCGGACAUUGAUGUAUGGGCCGUCCGGCAUGCGCGUGUGCGCAUCAUUGAGCUCCGGAACGAUCUCAGUGCGCUCAGGGACAUAAUCAUGGUCGCCCUGCAAAAUGUGUACGAUCCUGCGGCAGUCGUGAAGACGGAGCGGUCUCCUGCACAAGAAGCUCCAGCACCCACAGAUGGCGGUUCCUUGCGUCCGUUUGCAAAGGUGAACGGUGUGGCCCCAAAUAGCCCUGCUGCAGUCGCAGGUCUCAUAAGAGACGACCUCAUCCUCUCUUUCGGCUCAUUAGUACAUUCUUCCUUUACCGCAUCCUCCCUCCAGCCCUUGGCAGAGCUUGUCGCAGCACAAGAAGGGAGCGAACUCUCCGUGCAGGUGCUGCGAGCUCCAGGACAGACCGUCACAUUGACAUUUGUACCUCGGAGCGGCUGGGGAGGAAGAGGACUGCUAGGAUGUCCUACGUUCCGUCGGGAGCCAUCGGGCAACUCCUUCAAAAAUGCCCCCGCUUAUUUUCAUCAGUUCAACGCUUCUCUGGCGGCCGUUGCCUGCGGGAUCAUCAGCAUCCGCCAUCGCUCCACCAUGCUUUCCUUCCGCGGCGUGCAGGUGGCAAGCCUUCGUGUUCUGGAGGAAGUCACCGACAUCGCUGUAGUAAUCAGGGAUGUUAUUAACUUCCACCACGUUUGA
Molecule: messenger RNA, 892 nt
Organism: Postia placenta MAD-698-R-SB12
Lineage: Eukaryota; Fungi; Basidiomycota; Agaricomycetes; Polyporales; Adustoporiaceae
Exons: 5
Coding region: 53-892 (279 amino acids)
Biological process (GO): proteasome regulatory particle assembly
Cellular component (GO): nucleus; cytoplasm
Molecular function (GO): protein binding
Source: RefSeq, a predicted model, not a curated record